AACAGAAAGCUGAAAGAAGACUUAAUUCCCAGGCGUGUACUGUAUUUCAGAUUGCCAUAUGCAAUGGACACUGAUCUCAGUUCCCAGGACAGGAAGGACCUGGACAAGUUCAUCAAAUUUUUCGCUCUGAAGACAGUACAAGUAAUUGUCCAGGCCCGACUUGGAGAGAAAAUCUGUACCCGAUCAUCCUCCUCCCCAACAGGCUCUGACUGGUUCAAUUUGGCAAUCAAAGACAUACCAGAGGUUACUCAUGAAGCAAAGAAAGCCUUGGCAGGACAGCUGCCUGCUGUUGGACGGUCUAUGUGCGUGGAGAUCUCUCUCAAAACCUCGGAGGGAGAUUCCAUGGAGCUGGAAAUUUGGUGUCUAGAAAUGAAUGAGAAGUGUGACAAAGAAAUCAAAGUUUCAUACACCGUAUACAACAGGCUGUCUCUGCUACUGAAAUCUUUACUUGCUAUAACCAGGGUAACUCCAGCCUACAGACUCUCAAGGAAACAAGGCCAUGAAUAUGUAAUACUGUACAGGAUAUAUUUUGGUGAAGUCCAGCUGAGUGGCUUGGGAGAAGGUUUCCAGACAGUCCGUGUUGGGACAGUGGGUACUCCAGUGGGCACCAUCACUUUGUCUUGUGCCUACAGAAUCAACCUUGCCUUCAUGUCAACCAGGCAGUUUGAGAGGACCCCUCCUAUCAUGGGGAUUAUCAUUGAUCACUUUGUGGACCGUCCCUAUCCCAGCUCUUCGCCCAUGCAUCCCUGCAAUUACAGAGCUGGGGAGGACAAUGGUGCAGUGUACCCCUCGGUGGAAGAUUCCCAAGAAGUUUGUACAACAUCUUUCUCCACCUCUCCUCCAUCUCAGUGUGUUUUUACUGUCACAAAGGCACAUUUUCAGACCCCUCCUCCUGUGGUGACGGACACCUUGAAGGUCCCAGUGAUGGGACUGGCCUUUUCACAUCAACUUUCCAGCUCUCGUCUUUCCUAUCAGCCUGCUGCCCUGGCAGUUGGAUCGGCUGACAUGGGGUAUCCUCUACUCUUUGCUGGUGGCUUGACUGCUGCACACCCUCACCAGUUGAUUGGUCCAGGAAAAGAAGGGGGGGUGCCCCCAGUUCCUAGCCAGCCAGCACAUGGCACCCAAGCUGACCAAGAAAGGAUAUGCACCCCACUGGAUGGGGCCCACUACUCAGCAGUUACUCCUUCUAGUAGUGAGGACACAGAAACAGUGUCAAACAGCAGCGAAGGGAAGUGUGGCUCCCCCCAUGACCUUCUGGAAACCAUCUUUGUCCGGAAGGUGGGAGCUUUUGUCAACAAACCCAUUAAUCAGGUAACCAUGGCCAACUUAGACAUUCCUUUUGCCAUGUUUGCUCCCAAGAAUGUUGAGCUCGAAGAUAACGACCCCAUGGUGAAUCCUCCUGAGUCCCCAGACACUGAAUCUCCUCUACAAGGCAGCUUACACUCGGAGGGCUCCAGUGGCAGCAGCACAGGGAACACCCACGAUGACUUUGUUAUGGUUGACUUUAAACCAGCAUUUUCAAAAGAUGACAUUCUUCCAAUGGACCUGGGGACAUUUUACCGUGAGUUUCAGAAUCCACCUCAACUGAGCAGCCUCUCGAUUGACAUUGGAGCUCAGUCCAUGGCAGAGGAUUUGGACUCGUUACCAGAGAAGCUUGCAGUCCAUGAGAAAAAUGUCAAAGAGUUUGAUGCCUUUGUAGAGACCUUGCAGUGAAGCUGUUUUCCAGUUUUGCUGCAGCAGUUCUUCCUGAAGGCAUCCUGGAGAAUGAUGGCAACAAAUAUCUCUGGUUUUCACCCCCACUCUGCCUUUUGUCUUCUUCAACAUUUUCCUUCCAUCGAUGAGCUUUAUUUGAUCGCUGUCUUCAGCAGCAGAUCCAGCUCAUCUGCCAGUUUUCUCAGCUACACCUCUGCAUAGAUCUGGACUGCUUUUCAUGUUCACAUUCAGUUUUGAGUUUGUGAAUUUAAUGGGGACACAGGAAGUCAAACUCCAAUGUAUGAAACUUGUUUUCCUUUCAGCCUCUUGUCUGUGUGGAGAGGUCUGUGAAAAGCUGCCACGCGGCUUCCUCCCGAGGUCCUGCAGUUUAAUUUCUCCAGUUAGAGCUUCUUGCUAACAGACUGUUUUUCCUACAGUCCUCAAUCCUGUUAGAGCAUAGAAAGCUUUGGCUUGUUUCCAAGGUCUGUGAGUUCAGCAGCUUCAACAGCUUCAAAGUCCU
Messenger RNA from Tinamus guttatus (white-throated tinamou), 2212 nucleotides. The record is from RefSeq and is a predicted model, not a curated record. Lineage: Eukaryota; Metazoa; Chordata; Aves; Tinamiformes; Tinamidae.